Messenger RNA from Patiria miniata (bat star), 3714 nucleotides. RefSeq names its product N-acetylglutamate synthase, mitochondrial-like (gene nags). NCBI's taxonomy places the organism in Eukaryota, Metazoa, Echinodermata, Asteroidea, Valvatida, Asterinidae. The transcript has 11 exons. Gene Ontology annotation, cellular component: mitochondrial matrix. The coding region runs from base 237 to 1958 and encodes 573 amino acids. The record is from RefSeq and is a predicted model, not a curated record. Gene Ontology annotation, biological process: L-arginine biosynthetic process. Gene Ontology annotation, molecular function: L-glutamate N-acetyltransferase activity, acting on acetyl-CoA as donor; arginine binding.
CGGCCAUGGUAUAUCGGCCGGGUUGAAGGUGCCGCGCGCGCUGCUGAUGCAAUGCAUGAAGACUUGCUGGUCUAUUCUGGCUCUGGCAUGUCUGGUGGGGAAUGCUGCGCAAACACCUCCUAAAUGGUUAUCUCGCACAGGUUAGUUGCUUCGUUGUCCAUUUGUCAGCUGUCAGUUUGCAAGGAACCUUAAGUGGGUACGUGUAUGCAAACAUGUCUGGAUAAGAGAAUCUUAGCAUGUUCAAGAAAGUACUGCCUAAGCCAACUGAUGUGUCCUGCCUAGGUAGGGCUCAGAUAUGUCUACAUGUAUAUCACCAUCUCCGUCUUUCCUGCUGUACUGAAUUGUUGUACACCAGUCAGUGUAAUUCAUCAGUGGAUCCCCCACAACAACCCGUGCAAGAUGACAACCCUGCUCAGUUAAUAAGGGAGACAAACUGCCUUGUAUGCCAAGGUGUUGAGUCUGGGAACAAUCAAAGAAUGGCUCAGUGUGGCACUGGAGCACUCAUCAGGUCGUCUGGUGCAAAAAACAUUGGAAGCCAGUGCAUGCACUACCUUGGUCAGCUUCUGCAGUUACGGCGAUGGAAAAGUGGUCAUUCAGUAGCACCUGCAUUGGGUCAUGUAUACCCAGGUAACGGAGGAGGAAGUCGAGAUUUGAAAAGGUUUCUGGAAGAGGUUGGUACAAAUCCCAAGGAAGCCCGAUAUUGGUUGAAGCAGUUUCAAUUGGUAGGAGGUUCAACACCAUCCAGGCCAUUUGCUGUAGUACAAGUUGAUCAAGAGAUAUUCCAGCAUUCUCAGCAGCUGAAGGCCCUGAGUUCUACCCUUGCCUUUCUACAUCGUAACGACAUGAAAUUGCUUGUUGUCCAUGGAGCUAAUCUGCCUGAUGAUAAAUACUUAUCCGAUCAGGAGUUGCAGAACAGUCGUCAUCAAGUAACAACAGAAACUAUGGUGAUGGUUAACUUCCUGGAAGCCAGUGGGGCUCCUGCACAUCCCAUUUUUUCGGGGAGUAAUGUCCUACGAGCUGAAAAUGUUGGAAGAGGGACUAAGGGGAAGGUUAUCAAUGUCAACAAGGAGGCACUAGAAUGGUGCAUCAGUUCUGGUCACAUCCCUGUGUUGAGCUCUAUUGGAGAAACGAGCAGUUCUCAGCUGGUCAGUAUAGAUGCAGCACAUGCCACAGCAGAAGUAGCUAAGGCUGUUCAAGCAAUGAAAGUGUUGUUUUUGAACACAACAGGAGGAUUACGAGACCGUUCAGGGAAGAUAAUAGAGGAGGUUCAUAUACCAGCAGAUCUGGAUGCCUUGAUGAAGCAGUCGUGUAGUAGCCAAGACCAUAGAACCAAAGAGCUAGUAUCUGGUCUGGUAGCUGAUCUCCCUCCAUUGUCUAGUGUAGUCAUCACAUCAGCUAGGACUAUCCUCACAGAGCUGUUUACACAUCAUGGCUCAGGAACCAUGUUCAAGAAGACGGAACGAAUCUUUAAGUAUUCAAGCUUAAAAGAUGUGGAUAUUGACAGACUCAAGAAACUUCUAACAAGGUCCUUUGGGAGGGUCUUAAAGGACAACUACUUCCAAGAGCUUGAGGGUCGACUGCAUACUAUCUACCUAUCAGAGGGAUAUAGUGCAGCAGCUAUCAUUACACAGGAGGUUGGGGUCACUAUACCUUAUCUUGACAAGUUUUCAAUAAGUCUUCAAAGACAGGGUGAGGGUACCAGUGAUAUGCUGUGGAAUUGUGUCAGGAGGGAUUUUCCAAGUCUGUUUUGGCGAUCCAGGAUCUCCAACAAGGUCAAUGCGUGGUAUUUUAAGCGUUCCGAAGGCAGCUGGAGCAACAGCAAAUGGACAGUGUUUUGGUACGGCAUCUCCAACCAACAGUUGUCCUACACACUAGUGGAAUGGGCCGUCAAGAAGCCACAAUCAUUUCAUGACACAGAUGAUGAAGAUGAAUGGACAGCCAUCACGGAGUCAUUAUGAGGUACUAGAAAGAUGCAUAUAAGAAUUGAUUGUCAGGAAGAAUAUAUUCAUGCAGGGACUACAGAUUACCAAAGAUAAUGGCAGUUCCACGUAAGUGGGCACUAGUUAUUUGAUCUGAAAAUGAAUUUGUAAAUAGAAUUUGUACCACUGUCAAGAAAAGACUGACUUGAAGUCAGCAUGUUUAGACAUGUGUUAGAACUGAGAAGUACGAUUUCCAGUUUUAGACACCUGUUUUGCAUGGAAAUUUCCCCUCGUUUCAUGUAUGUCUAUUCAGUGAUGAUCUCCCCUUCAAUUAACAAGUAAUUAAAGGAAUGUAGAUGUUAUCUUUUUAAUACAUGUAUGUAGAAUGAAAAUAAGUUAUUUUCUACUUGUAUUCUGUGGGGAGUGGAGUGUCCCAAUUUGGGCAAUAGGCCCAUGUCAUAAUGGAAGUUCAGAAACCUCCUUCAUUGACACUGAAUUCACCUUGAAGAUUUUUUUUUUAAAUUGAUAUUCUCGCCUGACCUGUUUUAUAUACCGAGCUGUGGAAAGAAAUUAUGAAGCUUAUAAUUGAUAUUUGCGGCUAGUAUUCACUGUACAAAAAGUGAAUAGCUUGAACCACUAUGGUGUCCCCCUUCCAAACGGUAACCCACAAACAAAGGGAUAUGAUCAAGCUAUGAAUGCAAUGACCAUUAUUAUGGUUUUAUCAUAAACUAGGGGCAGUAAGCUUUCCAUUGAUAUCUUUAUUGCAUUCCUCUGGUCAUGCAUCACUGUCAGAGCUCUUUUGUAUUGAAAAUGUUGGGGCAAAAAAGUGUGAACACAACCAGACAAGUAACUUCAAGGAAUAUUCAAGUAAACAUGAAUAAAACAGGAGUUCCAUCAAUUGGUGGUCUGGUGUUGCAGCGUGAGUUACAUUUUGAACAUCAAAGGAAUGGUUAAUGCAUCUUCCUAACAGCACCCCAUCCCACAGACUCAUUGCUGUCAGGAAUCAUGCUAUGGGAUGACCUCCCAUCCCAGGUCACUGGAUUGGACUCCUUGUGACCCUAUUUUUUUUUUUAAAUUGGGGGGGGGGGGGAUAUUUCAAGAACAAGGAUUUCAAAUCCUUGUUGUGUGCUAUGUCGACUUCAGAAUUUGUUGUGCAAUGUAGCAUGGUCCUCUCAAUUUGAACUGUAUUGUAUUGGUAUAUUUUUAAGUGAGUUAUAGUGAUCUGUGUGUAUUGUACUAUAUAUUGGUUUAGUGGUGUUAUGUAAUGUCUUUGUUCAGAAAUGCCAGUUGAAGCUGAAUUUCUGUACUUUUUAGUGUGGAUAAUAAAUUUGAAUUUGAGUGGAAUUUGAAAAGUCCACUGCCCAACAUUCAGGAUUUGCAGGUUUGCAUUUAGCACGAGGUGGACAAUUUACAUGAUCAACCUGCAGUGGUGAGAUGGGCCAUGGGAGAUAUGCACCACCGCUGUGGACUAAUUAGGGCAGGCCAUGUGCAAGGUGAUGCAUCUGGCUAAGGUGGUGAAUCCUGAACGAUUAAUAUUAUCAAUUGACAGUAAUUAUGUUUUGUUCAUGUUUGCAAGUUAAAUGUCCCUUGAUCCUACUUGUUUUAUGUCUGGAUGUGCUUAUCAUGUUUUACCUAAAACUGUCCCAAGAAGGUUUUCAUUUACCAUUUUCAAGACAAUAUAACUUAGUGAUGCGUAACAAGAGAAAUGCAUCCAAGAUAUCACUGGAAAGCUUACUGCCCCUAGUUUAUGAUUGACAAUAAUAAUGGUCAUUAAGUAAAUAGCUUGGCUACCUUU